CUCUCUAGCUAUGCCAUCUCAGUAACAAGCAGCUCUCUCUUAAUAUUGGCUUUCCAUUUUCGAGCAAAACAAAAAAAAAAAAAAAAAAUGGGGAAGCUUUUUAAGUAUGUUGCUGUUUUUACUGUUAUGUUUGUUUUGGUGAUUGGAGUGAAAUGCCGGAAGCUUGAGGAAGACACAUUCACUCACGGCGGCAUUGGAGGUGGUGCCGGAGGUGGCGGUGGAUUUGGUGGAGGUGCUGGAGGAGGAGGAGGACAUGGUGGUGGUAUCGGAGGUGGCUUUGGAGGUGGAAAAGGUGGUGGCGGUGGAGUUGGAGGAGGACAUGGUGGUGGAGUCGGAGGUGGUUUUGGAGGUGGAAAAGGUGGUGGUGGAGGUGGAGGAGGAGCCGGAGGUGGCUUUGGAGGAGGAAAAGGUGGCGGCGGUGGAGUUGGUGGAGGUGUAGGAGGUGGAGGUGGUGCAGGAGGAGGAGCUGGUGGAGGCUUUGGUGGAGGAAAAGGAGGAGGCGGAGGAGUCGGAGGAGGUGUUGGUGGUGGUGCAGGUGGAGGCGCUGGUGGAGGAGCUGGAGGAGGCUUUGGAGGCGGCAAAGGAGGUGGUGGAGGAGUUGGAGGAGGUGUUGGAGGUGGUGCAGGUGGAGGAGCCGGUGGAGGCUUUGGAGGAGGCAAAGGAGGCGGUGGAGGAGUAGGUGGCGGUGCAGGUGGUGGCUUUGGGGGUGGCAAAGGUGGUGGUGGAGGUGCAGGUGGAGGCGUUGGUGGGGGUGCCGGAGGUGGUGCAGGCGGCGGUUUUGGAGGUGGCAAAGGUGGUGGCGUAGGAGGUGGGGGUGGUGCCGGAGGAGGCUUUGGAGGAGGCGCUGGUGGUGGUGGAGGUUUCGGUGGUGGUGCCGGUGGAGGAGCUGGUGGCGGAUUUUAAUUAAAAAAAAAAAAAAAAAGAAUAUAAAGUUAUCAGCUAUAGCAAGCAAGAGGAAUGUGAUGAUGAAUACCAUGCAUGUUAGUGCAUGCAUGGAUAUAGCUAGUGUAGAACUUUUAUGUAAUUCGAUCUAAAAGAAUAAAAUGAAAAGCUUUUAUGGCUUUUUUUUU
This is a messenger RNA of Ziziphus jujuba (common jujube), 1070 nucleotides long. RefSeq names its product glycine-rich cell wall structural protein-like. The record is from RefSeq and is a predicted model, not a curated record. Bases 88 to 903 code for a protein of 271 amino acids. Lineage: Eukaryota; Viridiplantae; Streptophyta; Magnoliopsida; Rosales; Rhamnaceae. The transcript has a single exon.